Gekko japonicus is the source of this 1770-nucleotide messenger RNA. RefSeq names its product DENN/MADD domain containing 5A (gene DENND5A). Gene Ontology annotation, molecular function: small GTPase binding; guanyl-nucleotide exchange factor activity. The transcript is spliced from 8 exons. The coding region runs from base 1 to 1770 and encodes 589 amino acids. Lineage: Eukaryota; Metazoa; Chordata; Lepidosauria; Squamata; Gekkonidae. The record is from RefSeq and is a predicted model, not a curated record.
AUGGUAGCUGAUACUGCCGUAAAGAAUGGAGUGGCUGAUGUAACAUUAUGCCAGUAUAUACAGGCCUCUAAAGCCCAAGAUGGUGGUGGCCGUUUCAUUUCCAGUUCUGCAGAAGGUGAAAAUUUUGAACAGACUCCAUUAAGACGCACAUUCAAGUCCAAAGUUCUUGCUCGUUAUCCUGAAAAUGUUGAAUGGAAUCCCUUUGAUCAAGAUGCAGUGGGAAUGCUGUGUAUGCCUAAGGGUCUGUCUUUCAAGACACAAGCUGAUGCCAGAGAACCUCAGUUCCAUUCGUUUAUCAUCACCCGUGAAGACGGCUCACGGACAUUUGGGUUUUCUCUCACAUUUUAUGAAGAAGUUACCAGCAAACAAAUCUGUAGUGCAAUGCAGACACUGUAUCACAUGCACAAUGCAGAAUAUGAUAUUCUUCAUACCUCACCUACAAAUGACAAAGAUAACUGUAGCACCAUAGAAGACUGUAAUGGCACCUCUGUAUCAAAGCUACAGCGAUUUAACUCAUAUGAUAUUAGUAGGGACACUCUAUAUGUCUCUAAGUGCAUUUGUCUGAUAACUCCAAUGUCUUUCAUGAAGGCAUGUAGAAAAGUACUUGAGCAACUCCACAGAGCUGUAACUUCACCUCAACCACCACCAUUACCUUUGGAAAGCUUUAUUUACAAUAUACUCUAUGAAGUUCCUCUUCCACCAGCGGGAAGAUCUCUAAAAUUUUCAGGUGUUUAUGGACCAAUUACUUGCCAGAGGCCAAGCACCAAUGAGUUGCCAUUAUUUGACUUUCCAGUUAAAGAAGUUGUUGAAUUACUCGGUGUGGAGAAUAUGGUUCAACUCUUUACCUGUGCUCUUUUGGAAUUUCAGAUAUUGCUUUAUUCACAGCAUUACCAGAGACUGAUGACUGUGGCAGAGACAAUCACAGCACUGAUGUUUCCUUUCCAGUGGCAGCAUGUAUAUGUCCCUAUCCUCCCAGCAUCUCUCCUACACUUUCUAGAUGCUCCUGUCCCUUAUCUGAUGGGCUUGCACUCAAAUGGGCUAGAUGACCGGUCUAAACUGGAACUCCCCCAAGAGGUAAAGAGGAAAGGUUGGCAGAGUAGUGAAAGUGCCUCCAAGAUGAAAAGCCUCAGGACAUGUGACAUAGUCUCUGAUAAAAGAAAUGGGAACAUAGCAGGGUCACCAAUCAAUUCUUAUAAACUGUUGAAAGAAAAUGAGACCAUAGCAAGGCUCCAAGCACUUGUGAAAAGAACAGGUGUGAGCCUCGAAAAGCUUGAAGUCCGGGAGGAGACUGGUAGCAAAAAAGACCUGAAAAUGCAAUGUGAUGAAGAAGAAUUCAAAGAUUACCAGCUCAACAUCCACAUACGGGAGGUUUUUGCCAAUCGUUUCACUCAGAUGUUUGCAGAUUAUGAAGUGUUUGUUAUUCAGCCCAGUCAAGACAAGGAAUCAUGGUUUACCAACAGGGAGCAGAUGCAGAAUUUUGAUAAAAACUAUUAUAAAAGUGCACAAACCUGUGGGGCAAAAAUUCCUCAGUUGGAAGACUACUCCUUCCUUAAAUGUCUUGGAGAAGAUCCUGAUGUCUUGAAAUUCCCCAUUUGCAAGCAGUUUACUCCCAAAGCAAAAGAUUAUAGAGCCUUCUACUUAAAAUAUACCUUUUCUGAAAAAGCCCUUCUGGGUGUCAUCUCUGACGGGCGUGUGAGCCCUCACCUGAAAGGGCGGGGUCCCGGAAUGGCACGAUUGUCCUUCGUUCUGGCCAUAUUGAGGAUGAAGUGA